UAUACAUAUAAUUUCUACCUUUUCAUUUUUUAAACUUUGAAAGAAAAAGAAAUUUAAACUACUCUCUUGGCCGGUCUUAAAUUCAAGUAACACUUUAAUUGUAGCUAGUCUAGCUAUAUUGGAACUGGUAUUCACUUACUAAAGCAAUGGAACCUUGGCUACCAGAACUUGAAAUGCAAGAUCAUCAAGGGUUCAUGAAUCAAUAUCAGAUGAACAGACCUUAUCAUCCUUUAAUGGAGGAUUUCAGUGUUGAUUCAUUUUCAUCAGAAAGCUACACGGAAACUCCACCUUUCUUAGAUCAAUCUUUUCAAACUCGUAAACAUAUCGAAGAGUCGCCAAUUGAUAUGAAGCAGCCGUUUAGUAUCAUAAAGGCUAAUAGUACUAAUAACAAAAAGUUCUCUCCAACUGAAAAACCGAAGCCAAAGCUAGCUCCUGAUACUCCUAAUACUUUCACUAUUUCCUUUGGGGAUAUAAAGCCUAAAGACGAGAUCCUUUCUUUUGGUGAUUCCUAUGGUUGCACGCUCGCCGGUUCCAAAAAGAGUCCGACCAUGAUCAGAAAUCCGAUUCAGGUUCAAGAUCAUGUAUUGGCUGAAAGGAAGAGAAGAGAAAAAUUGGCUCAACGAUUCGUUUCUUUGUCUUCCCUCCUUCCUGAUUUGAAGAAGAUGGAUAAGGCAACUGUAUUAGAAGAUGCCGCUAGUUACAUCCAAGAACUUCAAAGUCGUGUGAAAGAGCUCGAAGGAAUUUCGGGCUUAAAAAGGAGAAACAUGCAAGAAUCGGAUAUAUCUGCUAAGAGAUCUAGGCUAAGUUGUAGCGACGAAGAUGGUUCUUCUUCUAACGAAACGAACUUUGAAGAAAGUAGUAGUCCUUGUGAUCCAGAGAUUGAAGUGAGGACUUCGGAAUGCAGUCUACUAGUUGAAAUCUAUAGCCGUAAAAAUUGUGUAUCGAUAGUGAAAGUGCUAAGUGAGAUGCAGAAAUUUGGUUUAGCUGUCAUAAGUUGCAGCACCAUGCCUUUUGCUGAUACCACUCUUCUUAUCACCAUUGUUGCUCAGAAGAAUGAUGACUUCAUCAUGCCAACGACGGAUCUAGUGAAGAACCUGCAACUAGCUAUUCGAACGGGAAAUUAACAAGUAACAAUAUUUCUAGAGCAUUAUAUAUGUUCGUUUGUUUUCGCUUUUACUAGCUUGGAGUGCUGAAUCGACUACGUACGUACACUGGGGAACACAACUUUUGUUAUUCAGCAAUCAACUCUCACAUAUGUAAUUCAAAUGUGCAUAUGUGUCAACUUAAUUAUCAUUUCCUGCGAUCCAUCAUCCACAUAUGUACUCCUCCAAGGAGUCAUAAACAGUACGUCGCAAUUAAUGCGCUGAAAAGUAAUUAAGUUAUAAGUUGAAGUUAAUGAGAAUCCUUGUUCUUAAUUA
Erigeron canadensis is the source of this 1418-nucleotide messenger RNA. Its product is annotated as transcription factor bHLH18-like. Gene Ontology annotation, molecular function: protein dimerization activity. NCBI's taxonomy places the organism in Eukaryota, Viridiplantae, Streptophyta, Magnoliopsida, Asterales, Asteraceae. Bases 147 to 1124 code for a protein of 325 amino acids. The record is from RefSeq and is a predicted model, not a curated record. The transcript is spliced from 5 exons.